Lentinula edodes (shiitake mushroom) is the source of this 1776-nucleotide messenger RNA. Its product is annotated as MFS general substrate transporter. Gene Ontology annotation, biological process: transmembrane transport. The record is from RefSeq and is a predicted model, not a curated record. The transcript has 14 exons. Gene Ontology annotation, molecular function: transmembrane transporter activity. Lineage: Eukaryota; Fungi; Basidiomycota; Agaricomycetes; Agaricales; Omphalotaceae. The coding region runs from base 60 to 1592 and encodes 510 amino acids.
AACUUCUUACUAUUAGUACGAGACCAUCAUGGUUCGGUCUCCACAAAACCUUGCUCACCAUGUCCGCUCGUUCUAGUUCUUGGUCGGACACUCGUGCACAUCAUCAGGUUCAGAGUCACAAUAUGAUUGUAAAUUCUGAUAACACGUCUCAACUGGAAUGGAAGAAGGAAGGGAACGUGACAGUGGAUGAGGACAAGUAUCUUGUUACUUUUGACAUCGACGACCCUAAGAACCCACAGAAUUGGUCCGAUGCAAGACGCUGGUAUCUCACAUUUCUUGCAGGAAUGCUUGUAUUGAAUGCCACAUUCUCGAGUUCUGCACCCUCUGGAAUAGCCGACGCAUUGGUAGAAGAAUUUGGAUUAUCUGAGGAGGUGGUUACCCUGACUAUCUCACUUUUCGUGGCUGGAUACUGCGUAGGUCCUCUCCUGUGGGGACCGCUCUCAGAGGAGCUCGGUCGACGUCCUGUCUUCAUUUUCUCAUUUUUUGUCUACACGAUGUUCCAAAUUGGUAUGGCGCUCUCGAAAAACACUGCUUCCUUGUUGGUGUUCCGCUUUCUGGGCGGGGUGUUUGCAGCCUCACCCCUUACUAAUUCAGGCGCAUUGAUAUCAGACAUCUGGGAUGCAAGAACUCGCGGAAACGCACUCGCAAUAUUCACAGUAGCACCGUUCGUGGGCCCUGCUUUGGGACCCACUGUAGCGGGCUUUAUAUAUGUUUCCGGAACAUCAUGGAGAUGGCUCUUCUGGAUCUUAACAAUUUUUGCCGGUGUCUGCUGGAUAUUAAUUGUGUUCACACUGCCUGAAACUUACGCUCCUAUCUUGUUGCUGCAAAAGGCUCGCCAUAUGCGUCAAGAAGGGAAUACCAGGUGUUAUGCGCCGAUGGAAGUCACCGAAAAAACUCUCGGUCAGCAAAUAGAGAACGUCCUUGCUCGUCCUUUCCAAAUGCUCUUCCAGGAACCCAUGCUUCUGGCAGCUACAGCAUACAUGAGUUUUGUAUAUGGAUGCCUCUACCUUCUGUUCGAGGCCUUUCCUAUCGUCUUCACGGAAGGCCAUGGUUUCAAUGCUGGUAUAUCGGGUUUGAUGUACCUACCUUUGAUGCUAGGAGGGGUCAUGGCGGUAAUAAUAUAUCUCCUCACUUUCAGCCCUCGAUAUGAACGAGAAGUUCGAAGAUGUUCACCCGAUCCGGUAGUUCCAGAAUUCCGAAUUGAGAUGGCUCUUAUUGCAGCGCCGAUUUAUGCAGCGUCCUUCUUUUGGUUUGCAUGGACUUCUUCUCCGUCCAUAUCCUUCUGGGCACCCUUAAUAGCCGGAGGUGCUAUGGGUUUUGGUAUCAGUUGGAUCUUUCUGAGCUUGUUCAACUAUAUUAUUGAUACCUAUCUGAUGACAGCAGCCUCUGCUCUGGCUGCCAAUACAGUUGCUCGUAGUCUAUUUGGUGCAGGAUUUCCGCUUUUUGCCAACCAGAUGUAUGUCAAACUUGGCCCGCAAUGGGCAUCUUCACUGUUGGGGUUUGUUUCAUUAGCUAUGGUACCGAUUCCAUUCAUUUUCCUCAAGUUCGGAGCAAAACUGCGAGAGAAAUCAAAGCAUGCGGUGGCCAAAUAACCUUCCAGCAAACCCAACGAACUUAUCAUUUCACUCGCAUAGACAGAUAGAUAGAUGUGAACGUUUAGACGUUAUGAAACGACGUCUCGGAAACCAUAUCUCAUAUCUCAUGUCAAAAAAUAUACAUCGAUACUCGAAUUUUAUUACAUGUAUGCUUCAUGGUCUCGUAGGCGGGAGGGUUGAG